AUGGAAAAAAGUCCAGGGUUUUUAUUCUUUUUUGCUUUUUUGGUUGCAAUGAAACUCUGUUUGACAUCACAAGUCCAAGAUGAGGUGAAGAAGCAAUGUGACCAAAGGCUGCUCAUUAGGAUGAAAACCAAAUGUGUGCCUUGCUCUUUAAACCUUGACACCCAGUGCCCUGCUGGUUACACCAAAAUUACCAAUGGGACUGGGACACCGGACUGCAGGUAUUACCUGGAAACUAAAACACACACACUUUCUUUUUCGGGCUGUCGACACCGUUGCGUGAAGGAAUUUGAGCAACCUGAGUGCUGCCAGGGACACUGGGGCCCAGACUGCAUGGCAUGUCCAGGGGGAGCUGCAUCACCUUGCAAUGGGAGAGGACGCUGCUCGCAGGGCAUGGCUGGGAAUGGAACGUGCACUUGUCAGAAAGGAUUUGGUGGGACAGCCUGUGAAAAAUGUGCUGAAGACAAUUUAUUCGGUCCUGACUGCACAUCAGUUUGUGGCUGCGUUCACGGAGUGUGCAACAGUGGGAUUGCAGGGGAUGGGAGCUGCACUUGCUUGUCUGGAUACAAAGGGCCCCGCUGUGACCAGCCCAUAGCAGAGUGUGAGGCACUGCAGUGCCCUGCCCACUCCAGGUGUGCUGCCUCAGGGGAGGAUGGAAAACAGCUGGAAUGCACCUGCCUGCCCGGAUUCCACGGGGACGGUAUCCAGUGUGAACCUAUCAACCCGUGCUCCAGCAAGGUCUGUGAUCCUAACGCCGACUGCAUUUUCCUUGGGCCAAACCAGCACAAAUGCACCUGUGGAGAAGGUUACACAGGGGAUGGUGAAAUCUGCCUGCCCAUAGACCCCUGCCAGGCAGCACAUGGGGGCUGCCCUGCACAGUCCAGCACCUGCAUCUACGAUGGGCCAGGAAAGUCCCACUGUGAAUGCAAGGAGCAUUAUACUAACUUUGUACCUGGGAAAGGCUGCAGCAUGAUGGACAGCUGUGAAACAAACAAUACCUGCCACAAAAAGGCCAAAUGCUCCACAGUUGCACCAGGACAGAUUAUGUGCACGUGCCAGGAGGGCUCCAUUGGGAAUGGGUUCGUGUGCCAUGGGAACAUCGUGGAGCGCCUCCAGGAGCUGAAUGCACAAGUGGGAGGACAGUGGCAGGGCAAGCUGACAUCCAGCCUCCUGCUCAUGGAAAAUACCUAUGAAUGGCAGCUGAGCACUCUGGGACCAUUUACUGUGCUUGUACCAACAAACAAGGGACUCAAAGGCACAAAUGUGAAGGAUCUUCUGAAAAAUAAACAGAAAGCCCAGUACUUCAUUAAACUCCAUAUUAUUGCAGGUCAAGUGAACACCAGUAGCUUGAAUAAUGCUAAUGUAAUAUAUACUUUGACUGGCAAGCCAGGAGAGAUGUCAAAGGGAGAAAAGGAUAAUCAAUUAAGGAUUAGAAUCCAAGGAGGAAGGGGGAAAGGAAAAAUUUUGCAGGGGGAUAUUAUUGCUUCCAAUGGAAUUUUGCACAUUAUUGACAAAGCCAUGGACAGUGUGGGGCCAACAUUUGAGAGCAGCAAAGAGAAAACUAUCAUGUCAUUACUUCAGGCUAAUGGAAGAUGCAGCCAAUUUACAUCUUUGAUAGAGAAAACUGGCCUAGGAGUGGAUUUACAGCAGGACAACCAGGCUUACACAGUCUUUGUUCCAAGCAACAAGGCUCUGAAUAACAUGAAAGCUGAGGUUCUGGAUUACCUGCUUUCUGCAGAGGGUUCCUGGAAGCUGCUGGAGCUGGUCAGAUAUCACAUUGUCUCCAACACUGAGCUAGAGGUUGCCAGCCUUGUCUCCAUAGAGCACAUCAGGACCAUGGCAGAGCAGCUCAUCCACUUUAACAGAACCAGCACUGGACAAAUCUUGGUGAGUGGAGAAAAAGUGGAAGAAACAGAUAUUGUUGCAAAAAAUGGUCGCAUUUAUAUCCUUGAGGGCGUUCUCAUCCCACCCACAAUUGUUCCAAUCCUACCACACUGGUGUGAGGAGACAAGUCAGUUCACAAAGAGGUACAUUAUUGAAUGCCCAACCUUUCAAAGAAUGGGCUGUGCUAGAGCCUGCAAUAUUAUAGUGCAGGAACCAAAGUGUUGCAAAGGCUUCUUUGGCCCUAACUGCAGACCAUGCCCAGGAGGUUUCUCCAAGCCCUGCUCAGGGAAUGGGCAGUGCAUGGAUGGCCUGGAUGGAAAUGGAACCUGUGUUUGCUCUGAGGCAUUUCAAGGCUUGAGCUGCCAGUUCUGCUCAGACCCUGGCAAAUUUGGGCCUCAGUGUGACAAAGAGUGCCCCUGCAUCAAUGGGAAGUGUGAUAACCGAGCAGACAGCGACGGGAGCUGCCUGCCUGGAUCCUGCAGAGCUGGAUACACAGGGAAACUCUGUGAGCAGCAGAUUGCUCCCUGUGAGCCCUCCCUGCAGCUCUGCCAUGCACAUGCAGAGUGCCAGCUCAGUGAUGGCACAGUGAGCUGUGUUUGCAAACCUGGCUAUGAGGGAGAUGGCUUCAGCUGCACCAAAGCUGAUCCUUGUGCUGUUUUAAACCCUGGUGGCUGCAAUAUCAAUGCUGAGUGUGUUCAGACAGGCCCAGAGGAGCACAGGUGUGUUUGCCAGGCAGGAUGGACAGGAGAUGGGAGGGACUGCUCAGCCAUCAACCCCUGCCUGCUGCCCAGCACGGCGCGGUGCCACCAGAAUGCCUCCUGCAUCUACAUCGGGCCGGGGCAGAAUGACUGCAAGUGUAAGGAUGGAUUUCAGGGGAAUGGAAUUGAAUGCACACCCAUAAACUCGUGCCUGGAACAAAAUGGAAAAUGCCAUCAUCUGGCAACCUGUGAGUUUGAGUCCUCCCGUGGCUGGCAGUGUGUGUGCCCAAAGGGGUACGAGGGGGACGGCAGGACCUGCUAUGGAAACGCUGCAGAUGAGCUAUCCACUCUGUCAGAAGCAGCUGCUUUUAACCAGUGGGUUAAUGAGGCCAAGAUAAACUCAGUGUUGUCCACCAGCUCAAACCUGACUGUCCUUGUGCCUUCUCUGCAAGCCAUUGAGAACAUGGAUGAGGAUGAGAAAGCCUUCUGGAUGUCAAAAAGUAACAUUCCAACUCUCCUUAAGUAUCAUGUACUGACAGGAGCUUACAGCUUUGCUGAUUUCCAGAAUUUAUCGUCCUCUGGCAUGCUGCCAACAUCGCUGCAGAGCAAAUUCCUACACUUGUCUAAAGAAAAUGGGAACCUGACCCUCGAGGGCGCUCACUUUGUGGCCAGCGACAUCGCAUCCACCAACGGGGUCAUUCACGUCAUUGAUAAGGUGCUGACCCCAUUGCGCAGCGCUGUCCUGCCGAGGCUGCUGGCCCGCCUGGAGCAAAUGCCCGACUACUCCCUCUUCAGGGGCUACAUUAUUCAAUACAACCUGUCUAACGAAAUAGAAGCAGCAAACGCAUACACAAUCUUUGCCCCAAGUAAUGAUGCUAUAGAAAAUUACCUAAAGGAUAAGAAAUCUGCUACUUUGGAUGAAGGCCAAAUCCGCUACCACGUUGUGCUGGAUGAGAAGCUCCUGAAGAACGACCUGCACAAUGGCAUGCACAGGGAGACCAUGCUGGGCUUCUCCUACCAGGUUGGGUUCUUCCUCCACAACAGCCAGCUGUACAUAAAUGAUGCUCCUAUAAGCUAUGCAAAUGUUGCCACGGACAGAGGAAUUAUUCAUGGACUGGGAAAGGUGCUGGAAAUCCAGAAGAACAGAUGUGAUAUCAAUAAUACUGUGAUCAUUGAGAAGUGCAGAAUUUGUUCACAACCAUCAAGCUGUCCCCCAGGAACAAAAGAAAUUGCAGGGGUGAAGAAGUACUGCAUCCUCACAGAAAACCACAUGAGACAGUACACCAUCCAGAUUGGCUGCAAGCCCAAGUGUGCCAAAACCAUCAUUAGCAGGGAGUGCUGCGCGGGCUUCUUCGGCGCGCAGUGCCAGCCGUGCCCGGGGAAAGCCGGGAGCGCCUGCUUUGGGAACGGCGUGUGCCUGGAUGGCAUCAACGGCACGGGCACCUGCCAGUGCCAGGAGGGCUUCGAGGGCACGGCCUGCGAGAGCUGCAGCCCAGGCAGAUACGGCCGAGGCUGUGAUCAAGUGUGCACUUGUGUCCAUGGGAAAUGCAGCAGCGGGAUUGACGGGGAUGGCUCCUGUGAAUGUGACGUUGGCUGGAGAGGAGUGACCUGUGACACUGAAAUCAAAGAUGACGCAUGUAAUGCCUCGUGCCACACCAGUGCUAACUGCCUCCUCCUAUCAAAUGGCACUGCCUAUUGCAAGUGUGCAGCUGGCUUUGAGGGGAACGGGACAUUCUGCACAGCUAUUGAUGCUUGUGGGAGCAACAACGGGGGCUGCUCCUCCAAGGCAGAGUGCAGGAGAACAAGCCCGGGGAGCAGAGCCUGUGUCUGCAGCGCCGGCCACACCGGGGAUGGCAUCGUCUGCCUCGAAAUCAACCCUUGUCUGGUGAACAAUGGUGGAUGUGAUAGAAAUGCAGAAUGCACACAGACUGGACCCAAUCAAGCAGUAUGCAAUUGUCUGAAGGGAUAUUCUGGAGAUGGCAAAACCUGCACCUAUAUCAGUCUGUGCUCACAAAAUAACGGAGGCUGCAGUGAAUUUGCCAUCUGUAAUGACACUGAGCUGACAGACAGGACCUGCACCUGCAAACCCAACUACAUUGGGGAUGGAUUUAAGUGCCAAGGCAACAUCUUCCAGGAACUUCUCAGGAAUUCCAACACAUCUAGGUUUUAUUUUCACUUAGAGACGUUGUCCAUCAGAGAUAUCUCAGGCCCCGGCCCUUUCACCCUGUUUGUGCCUCACACAGACGUACUGAACAGCGACCCACGGGUCAAGGACUGGACUGCCAAAGGAGUGCUGGCUCAGGUGCUCCGGUACCACAUGGUGGCUUGUGCCAGCCUGCUGUACAAGGACCUGACAGCCGUCACCAACAUCACCUCCCUGCAGGGUGACCUCAUACACAUCAGCUACUCACAGAACUCACUGGUUUUGAACAACAAAGCUGAAAUUGUACUCAGUGAUACUGUUGGCACAAAUGGUGUGAUCCAUGUCAUAAACCAAAUCCUGGUCCCUUCACAGAUGCAGGAUUUCCCCCUCAGGAAGGAAAGUCUAAAAAUGGUUGCAGCCAAGCAUGGGUACAUUCUGUUCAGCACUUUGCUAGAGAAGAACAACCUGCUGGGGCUGAUCAAUGACCCCAUUCACAAACCAGUCACACUCUUCUGGCCCACUGACACAGCCAUCCGUGGGCUGCCCCAGGAGCAGCAGGACUUCCUCUUCAAGAGGGCCAACACCAACAAGCUGGUGCAGUACCUCAAAUUCCACAUUGUCCGUGACGCUGCGGUGUUGGCCUACCAGCUCCCCAGCUCCAGCCCACUGAAGACCCUGCAGGGCUCCAACCUCACUGUGAGCUGUGGGGAUAACGGGGAGAUCGGCUCCCUUUUCCUGAAUGACGGGCAGUGCAAGGUGGUGCAGCGGCAGCUGGAGUUCGACGGCGGCGUCGCCUAUGGGAUCAACUGCCUGCUGGCAGAGCCCAGCCUGGGCGGCCGCUGCGACAGCUUCCUCACCGUGGAGAUAAUGGGGCAUUGUGCUAGCUGUUUCAGUAACUCUAAAUGCCCUCCAGGGACAAAACCAAAGGAAGGGAUCCAGUGGUGCACCUACGAGUCCUACGGGCUGCGGAGGGACGGCUGCCGCAGGAACUGCUCCAUGGCCAUCCGCGUAGCCAAGUGCUGCAAGGGCUACUUCGGGCCAGACUGCCAAGCUUGCCCAGGGGGCCCAGAGACCCCCUGCAAUGGCCAUGGCUCCUGUGAUGACGGGUACACGGGGACAGGAGAGUGUCGCUGCAGCGGCGGCUUCAACGGGACCGCAUGCGAGCUGUGCCUGCCCGGCCGGUACGGCUUCACCUGCAGGGCUUGUGAAUGCAAGAACAACGGGCAGUGCGAUGAAGGAUACUUGGGGACAGGACGAUGUUUCUGUGAAACAGGAUGGACUGGCCGGCUCUGUGAAACCAAGCUAGCUCUGCCCCCAGUGUGCUCCCCGAGCUGCUCGCCCAACGCCGUCUGCAUGGAGAACAACACGUGCCAGUGCAAGCCCUUGUAUGAUGGGGAUGGCAUCACGUGCACAGCUACAGAACUUUGCAAACAGAACAAUGGUGGGUGCCACAAGGCUGCUGAAUGCACGCAGCAUGGGGUGAAAGUCUUCUGCAGCUGCCAGAAGGGCUACAAGGGAGAUGGCUUCACCUGCCUGCCCAUAAACCCUUGUGCUGAUGGCUUCAAUGGAGGCUGCCACGAGCAUGCCAUCUGCAUUGUCACAGGACCUGGCAGACGCAGGUGUGAGUGCAAAAGCAGUUUCAUUGGUGAUGGGCUGAACUGCUCCGUGAUGCAGCUGCCCCUGGACCGCUGCCUGCAGGAGAACGGGCAGUGCCACCCCGAUGCUGCCUGUGCUGACCUGCACUUCCAAGACACCACGGUGGGGGUGUUCCACCUGAGGUCCCCCGAGGGGCAGUACAGGAUGACCUACGAGCAGGCCAGGGAGGCCUGUGCCAAUGAGUCAGCCACCGUGGCUACCUACGAGCAGCUGCUGUACGCACAGAAGGCGAGGUACCACCUGUGCUCUGCUGGCUGGCUGGAUGGUGGCAGGGUGGGCUACCCCACCGCCUUCUCCUCCCCAAACUGCGGCUCCGGAUACGUCGGCAUCGUGGACUAUGGGAGAAGAGUCAACCUGAGCGAAACCUGGGAUGUUUUCUGCUACAGGGAGAAAGAGGUGAACUGCACCUGCAAGCCAGGCUACGUGGGGGAUGGCAUCUCCUGUAGUGGGAACUUGCUGCAAGUGCUGAUGUCCUUCCCAACGCUGACAAACUUCCUCUCGGACAUCAUGGCUUACUCCAACACCUCCAGGAAGGGGAGAGAGUUCCUGCAAUACCUCACAGACCUGUCAGUGCAGGCCACCCUCUUUGCUCCCAACGACAGUGGGUUAAAGGAAAAUGAGACCCUUUCUGGGAGAGACAUUGAGUAUCAUUUAUCUAAUGCCAAUAUAAUGUUUUAUGAGGAUUUGACCAAUGGAACCACCCUUCUCACUCGUCUAGGGAAAAAACUCCUCAUUACAAGCAUGGGGGGCCAGGAACAUCAAAGCAAGAUCCGGUAUGUGGACAGAAGUGCUAUUGUUGAGUGGGAUAUAAUUGCUUCCAAUGGGAUAAUCCACAUCAUUUCAGAGCCUUUAAAGGCUCCAUCAGAACCUGCUCCUCUCCAUGCCAGUACUGGGACAGGAAUAUUCUUUGGCAUCUGUCUAGUUACUGGAAUUGUGGCUCUGAUUGGAUACUCUUACCUCAGGUUCAGGAAGAACAACAUCAGCUUCCAGCACUUCAAGUCCAAAGAUGACACUGACACAACGCCAUUGGACAAGCCACAGCCUUCAAAUAUUACCAACCCUUCAUAUGAAAGUUCUUCAACACUGACCUCACCAGAACCUACUUAUGAUCUUUUCUCAGAUUCAGAUGACCAACAGCUUGCGAUGAGUGGUCCUUAUGAUCAGAAUUAGAAACUGAAUUUGGCAUUAGUCAUCUAAUAAACAUAUUUUUAUUUACGCUUACUGUGAAAAAAAAGAGCACCUACGUUACAGGGAAUAAAAUCUUGUUACAAAUUAAAACCCAAAUGAGCACAUUUUUAAGAUGCCUUCUAUAUAGCUCACAGAAAUACCAAGUUUGGAAGCGUUGGCUGAAUCUGAGCAGUGCCAACUAUAAGUGCCAAAAGCAAAAUUGAGUCUCAACUAACCCACCCAGAAGCAGACACCUCUCUGGGGAAAGCAGCUGAUUUUCACUCACCUGCUUUUUAACUGCUGUUCUUUUCCUUCACAGACUUUAAAAUGGCCACAAAGCACACAGAGGGCUGCUAACUUGGCAAAUAUCCUAAAUUUUCUAGUACUGCAGGCCUGUGCUUUCAUUUUGGCUCAGUUACAAUUAGAACAGGCAAGUGUGAAACAGAACAUGUGGUAAACUUCUAUUUUUAAACAGAGGGGAUUUUUUUGGCUGGUAUACUUUCCUGUUAGAUAGUCAGCAGCAGGAAACAGCCAUCCUGACUGUCCCCCUUGCCUCCUCCAGCUUCUCUGUCUUUCCUCAACCUUGGUUUGCUGUUUGCUUUACAUGUCACCUCACUGUCCAAAGGGAAGCAGUAAUUGAGGCAGCUUCAGUAAGAAAUGCAGAUGAUGACUAGUUGGAACAGGAAAAUAAAUUCAAAAAACCAGUAUUUGAGUUUCUGGCUUUCCUGUCUCCCCCCUACUUGAAACUGGGCUGCCUCACCUGUAGUAAAAUUGAAGCUGUACUCAAAAGCUGCAUCUCAAGGCCAACUUCAAAGACAGCUGAAUUAAACUGGACUUCAAAUGACACUGUAUGACAGUGAGUAUGUCCAAAUGAACCAUUUUUGUGCAAAGUGGACUGUGAGGAUAAACAUCCCCUGGCCAUGUAAUGUCUAUAUUCAGUUCUUCUGGCCUGAAGGUUCUUCACACACUCUCUUUUUACCAAGCACAGCAGCAACAGCUGCCACUGCCACCACACACCAUUAGAGGCAGAUCAAACUUGAGUUUGAUUCAGUGUCACCUCUGUCCAUCAAAAUAUUAAGUAUCAUAAUGAGAACAUGAAAAAAAAAAACCCCACAAAACAGCAAGAAAAUAAAGGUUUUCUUUCUGGCAGUAGUGACAUCCUCCCAGUCUUUGGGGGCAGGAGGGAAGCUCAGGGAGGAAUUCCCUCAGAACAAGGCAGGGGGCAAAUCCAGUGUUGCUGAUGCAGCUAUUAAGGGCAAGGAAGGAAAUAUAACAUGUAAACACAAAUUCAUCUGGAUGAAACAAACAUACAGUCAAUUUCCUCAACUUCUCCCUCCAUCCACCUACACAGGUCUGCUAGUUUUC
This is a messenger RNA of Zonotrichia leucophrys gambelii, 8910 nucleotides long. It is a transcript of the gene STAB2, whose product is annotated as stabilin 2. Gene Ontology annotation, biological process: cell adhesion. NCBI's taxonomy places the organism in Eukaryota, Metazoa, Chordata, Aves, Passeriformes, Passerellidae. The record is from RefSeq and is a predicted model, not a curated record. The coding region runs from base 1 to 7548 and encodes 2515 amino acids. The transcript is spliced from 68 exons. Gene Ontology annotation, molecular function: hyaluronic acid binding; calcium ion binding; low-density lipoprotein particle receptor activity.